UGUGAAUGGCAGUUGAAAGAAUUUAAACUGCGGAAAAGCUUUUUCGAAGGGUGUUUUACUGAAAUUAAUGUUUCGCCUAAUCCAAUAAAGAUCAAAAGCAGUAGCUAUGUGGAUGUUAGAUGUUAUAGCGUGCUCGAGCCAAUCAAAGGAGCCAAAAUGCUGCACACCGAAUCCCUGCCAGCCGCUGGCCACCAGGGCAUCUAUGCUCCAUUAAGUCAGGCAAUGAGCGAUUCCGAAUCCGACGAGGAAAUCGAGAUCCACAACGCCGCCAAUCAUCGCCAGAAACUGCAGCAAAAACUCCAGCUAACUCAUCAGCACCCACAGGAGCAGCUCCAAUCGCAAAGGAUACGCAUUCCGCCAAAUACGUUGGCCCUAAAAUCCCCACAUACCCGAGCACCCACCGCCACGAGAAUCGUGACCCGGAAUUCCGCCGCGAAUCCCGCCCAGAAGUUCCAACUGGAGGGCAGCAGUUACGCCACCAAUAUGCAGAAUACCUUCCGCUCCGUCAUGUUGAGUGAUAAUGGCGGCGUGGGUUCCGAGCUGUCCAACUUCAACAGCGAAUUCGACUCCAAUGCGGAUAACGUGGCCAUUUUGGGUGGCAAUCAGGCUGGCGAGGAUUCGGCCAAAAGGACACCCAUGUCGCCGGCCAGAAAGUGCUGUUUCAUUGGCAGCCUGAUGCUCUGCUUCCUGGCCAUCGUAUCCUUUGUGUGGCUAGUGCCCUGCGGGAAUCCAGACGGCACAGGAUCCUGCCCAGCGGUGGUGGAUCGCAUCAAGACCCACAACUGGUUUAAUAACUAUACAAGGGCGGAGCUCAAGGGAGGAGUUAAUGUGGUUGGCGGACUGCGAGCCUGGGAGAACAACCUGAUCUUCAUGUACCGCGGUGAUGCCUUUUUCCCGGAAUUCCGACCUGGUAACGAGCGACGCAAUGGCAUCAUCUGCUUGAUUGGCUCCUCAGGAGCUGUGGCCUGGUUUGUGGAGAUGGUGGACGAGCCGGUGGCCCUGGACUGCACACUCAUUGACAUGGAUGGCAAUGCGAAAUCAGACUGCUUGGUGCUGGAUGAAUACGGCGAACUGGGCGCCAUUAAUCCAGUCUCCGGGCAAUGGCUUUGGUGGUACAAGGAACGUUCAGCCAACAAGGUGGAUGCCUACGAUUUCCCCGUCAUCCUGCCCGAUCUGGAUGCGGAUGGUGUGCUUGAUCUCCUGCUCGUCACCAGUUUGUCGCUGGAACAGCGCACCAAAUCGCUGGCCCAGGUGAAGCAUGAAUCUCCGGGACAACUAGAAGCACGAAAUGUUCUGCGCUUGCUGUCGGGACGCAAAGGAUCACCAAUAGGUGAUGGCUUCCGCAUCCACGACUGCGAGAGGCUCAGCAACGUCAGGCUGGAGGCGGGCAAUGUGGGCUUCAUCUGCCAGCGGGCCAAUGGCACAGAGCAGCAGCGUUCCAAGAGUCUGGCGGAGAUCUACGCCCUCAUCACCAACAAGUCAAUUGCUGGUCAAAGGCUGUCCACUGCAAAGAUCUCGCAGCAUAGGAACCACGGCCAGCGGCGGGACUUGAAUGCCCAGCGGAACAUCUAUUCCCUGAGCGGACGAGAACUAGUGGUUGAGAAUCGCGGUCGCUGUCCGGAGGAUUGCAAUGUCACCUUUGUGCUGAGCGAGGUUCGCGAUGGCAGGCCGCACGUGGUGAGGAACUUCAGCGACAGCGGGAUGUAUGGCAUGGUGCCCGCCCAGUGGCACUUCAAGAACACCAAAACCCAGAUGUCCGGCUUUGUGAUGAAGUUUUGGAAAUGGCACGGCCUGGUGAAGCCAUCCAAGCAGACCUCCGCCAGCAGCAACAGCAACAGCGUGCAGAAAAGUGGCAGCAACAAUCACACCAAGAACAUGAACGCCAUCAAGGACAAGGAGAAGGCGCAGGCCAAGAAGCAACAGCAUCAACGUCUAAAGAGGAGCACUAAAGCGGAGGACCACGAGUUCCCACCUGCCCACCAGGAGUUCGAUAUCUUUAAGCACCUCAAGCAAAAGAGGGAAACGUUCGGGGUGCCCUUUAAGAACCUGAGCAAAACCAGUGGCGUCUCCGCCGGGGGCAGCUACAAAAUGAACAUGAUUACGGAAACGGUUCUCCUAGUCCUUUUCGUAGGCGCCGAUACCCAUAUCGAGAACACCUCCCAAAGCAACAUAAUCCAGUUCUGCCGCCACGAGCGCAAGGAAGUGGUGUGCCAGCCCGAUCUAAACAACCAGGAUCACUCAAUGCUCAUUGCCGAUCUGGACCAGGAUGGAUCACAGGAGCUGGUCACCUACAUGUCCACAUUCGUGCAUCCCGAGGACCAGCCGCUCAGCGAGUGGAAGCUUCUGACCUACGUGCGGCUGUUGCGCCUCCAGGCGGAGCUACCCCACUACUACGAGGACGAGCAGCACAACUAGGCGGAUCCGCAUCGGGGUCUAAGUCUAGACUGCAUUUAGCCAGCCGGAAGCGAGCUGUCGGACAUGAGAUUAAUCUAGUUGCAUGCUUUACAAUGUACAUUAAUAGAACCUUUUCUAGACUCCCAUAAAUAAAUCAGUAAACAAUAGACUUG
Molecule: messenger RNA, 2567 nt
Organism: Drosophila gunungcola (fruit fly)
Lineage: Eukaryota; Metazoa; Arthropoda; Insecta; Diptera; Drosophilidae
Exons: 2
Coding region: 157-2415 (752 amino acids)
Source: RefSeq, a predicted model, not a curated record